CGUUAUUAUGGUCCCGCCGCGGGAAAAACCCGGCUCGUCUUAACAACUAAAGUUCUUGAUGUAUUCCAUCACGAACAACCGUUAAUUUAACUUACUGAGUGUUACGAAAGAAUAAAAAUGCCAGCAAAACGUACUAAACAGCGACCUAUAAAUAAGAAAAACAUUGAUCAUCCAAGCCAAUCAGUUUCAGAAAAAAAUUUUAAAAUACGAAAUGUAGCAAUCAAACUAGUAGACAUUGCAAAACAUAAAGAGAAGACAAGUUUAGCUAAUGUGGAUAAUAACAAUUUUAUUACAAGUAGCAAUUGUGAGCCAGAAAUUACUUUAGAUGACAAAAGAAUGGAGACUUCUUUAGAUGUCAGCGAAAGAAUACAGACUACUUUAGAUAACAGCAAAAAAAUUAAAACUACUUUAAAUGUCAGUGAUAGAAUGAAAACUACUUUAGAUGUCAGCAAAGAAACAGAAACUACUUUAGAGGUUAAUGAAAGAAUGAAAACUACUUUAGAUGUCAGCGAAAGAACAGAAACUGCUUUAGAUGUCAGCGAACAAAUAAAAGCUACUUUAGAUAUCAGCAAAGGAAUAAAAACUACUUUAGAGGUCAAUAAAAAAAUAAAAGCUACUUUAGAUGUUAACGAAGGAACAGAAACUACUUUAGAGGUCAAUGAAAGUGUGAAAACUACUUCAGAUGUCAGUGAAAGAAUAAAAGCUACUUUAGAUAUUAGCGAAGAAACAGAAACUACUUUAGAGGUUAAUGAAAGAGUGAAAACUACUUUAGAUGUCAGCGAAAGAAUAGAAACUGCUUUAGAUAUCAGCGAACAAAUAAAAGCUACUUUAGAUAUCAGCAAAGGAAUAAAAACUACUUUAGAGGUCAAUGAAGAAAUAAAAGCUAUUUUAGAUGUUAGCGAAGGAACAGAAACUACUUUAGAGGUCAAUGAAAGUGUGAAAACUACUACAGAUGUCAGCGAAAGAAUAGAAACUGCUUUAGAUGUCAGCAAAAGAAUAAAAGCUACUUUAGAUGUUAGUGAAGAAACAGAAACUACUUUAGAGGUCAAUGAAAAAGUGAAAACUGAUUUAGAUGUCAGCGAAAGAAUAGAAACUGCUUUAGAUGUCAGCGAAAGAAUAAAAGCUGCUUUAGAUGUCAGUGAAGGAACAGAAACUACUUUAGAGAUCAAUGAAAGAGUGAAAACUACUUUAGAUGUCAGUGAAAUAAUAGAAACUGCUUUAGAUGUCAGCGAAAAAGUAAAUUUAGAUGUCACUGAAAGCACAGUGAAUGAGUGCAAUGAUAAAGCUAAUACAUCUAGCAAUAUAAGUGAUAUUAUAGAUUCAAGUUUAAUAUUCAUUUUAAAUAAAGAAUCUUCAAUAUCAGAAAAUAUGUGUGAGUUACUUUUUAAUAUUGAUCAACAAACGCAUAGCAACGCAAAUAAUGAAUUGACUGAAAAUAAUUUAAAUGGAAAUUAUAUGAAUAAUAACAAUUUUGUUGUUACUGAAAAUAAAGACUCGCCAAUGCAUAUACAUAACAAUGAAGAAUUAAUAUCAAUUGAUCUACAAGAUAAAGAGAAUAUAAAUCAAAACAUGAUUAAUAUUGGCUCUCCUAUUAUUCAUGCAGAAAUUAAAGACACACAUCAGAAAAUCAGUACGCAUUUUAAUGAUUGUAAUUCAAAGAAAAUAACGCCAAAAAUUACUGAAAAUAUUGUAUGUAAUAAAUCAUAUGCUAUCUUAAAAACAACACCAACAAACAUUGAGAUGGAACGAAAAAGAAUACUUAAAUCUACAACAAGAAAUAAAUAUUCGAAAUUUAAAUUAUCUAAUGAGAAAUCUACAUCAUUUUUAAAUUUAUCAAACUGUGAUGAUAGCAAUAAGAGUUUAAAAAUGAGUGAAACUCAAAAUACCAGUGAAUACAACCCAACUGAUGAAACUCAAUGUUCAUCAGAAAUUAAUAAUACAGAAGUAACGGCAAAUGAUUCUGAUAUUAAUAAUAAUAGUAUUAAUGAAACAAACAGUGCAUCCGAAAGCGAUGAAUAUAGUCAAUUAAAAUUUAAUGUUCCUGGAAAUAGUGCAUGUAAUGAUUUGGAAUUAACUGCUGAAAUGUCAAAUGGUCCUAAAGGUGAUAACAAAAAAAAUUUUGUGUAUUUUGCAAGACUUUACAAACUAAAAUAG
Molecule: messenger RNA, 2154 nt
Organism: Nylanderia fulva
Lineage: Eukaryota; Metazoa; Arthropoda; Insecta; Hymenoptera; Formicidae
Source: RefSeq, a predicted model, not a curated record